Molecule: messenger RNA, 800 nt
Organism: Paramuricea clavata
Lineage: Eukaryota; Metazoa; Cnidaria; Anthozoa; Malacalcyonacea; Plexauridae
Source: the annotation of a GenBank genome assembly
AUGGUUAAUGGUAUAGACAUCCACAACAUUAAAGACAGUGACCUGUCAGAAAAUGAACAAAAUCUAAUAAAAGAAAUUGAAUCAUCAUGUGAAAACAAAAGGGACACUAUUAUUGAGCAUGGAUACACUGGGUCAGUUAACCAAGACUACGUCAAAGAAAUUGUUGGAUCUGUCAAGGUAUUUUGAUUCUUUUAUUUCUAAUAAUUAUUUCUGUUUGGUUACCUAUUCCUUAUUUGAAUACUUAGUAUAUCGCAUUAUAAUAUGCAGAUUUGUUUACUCUGCUAUUAAUCACGUGACUUUCGCUCAUUUCAAUGAGCAAUGUUAUGCACACUAUUUGCCCCAUUUUUAUCUCUUCAAAAGACCAACAAAAAGUCAAAUCUGAAUAGGAUCAUUUUUUCAAUGCAUUGAAUUUUUAAUGGUUUUAAUAAAUUGACAGGUAACUCAACCAUAACGGAAAAAAUUUGUUUUUGUUUUUUAUCCAGGUAAGCCUCGUGAAUUGGAGGGUAUUGUACAUGGAAGAAUUCCUGGGUGGCAUGAGAGCGUAUGGGUUAGAUGAGCUGAUCAAGAAUCAUCCUAAAGCAUGCAAGCCACUGUUUGUCGAUGGCGAUUUCAAAAAGAGCUUAGUGCCUGAUGCCAACUAUUUGCUUUCUAUAAUUUAUCCUGUCUAUUCAGAAGAAGGCUCAUCAAGAAAACAAAUUGAGGAUAAGAUGAUCGAUUUCUUCCAAGACACCCUGCUCUCCUUCGAAGAUGCCGUGCUGCUGGAUACACCAGUGCCGUGGCAUGGAUCUCGGAUCAAUUAG